AUGGCAGUUAAAGGUCUAGGUAAGAUUGAUCAAGCGUACGAUGGGUCCAAUCUGAGAAUUGGUAUCAUCCACGCCCGUUGGAACAGUGUUAUUAUUGAUGCCCUAGUUGCUGGUGCCAUUAAGAGAAUGCAGUCUCUUGGUGUGAAGGAGGAGAAUAUCAUUGUUGAGACUGUCCCUGGCUCAUACGAGCUGCCAUGGGGAACCAAGAGGUUUGUUGAUAGACAAAAAAAGGCAGGCGAACCAUUGGAUGCCGUUAUUCCAAUCGGUGUUUUGAUCAAGGGUAGUACCAUGCACUUUGAGUACAUCUCUGAGUCCACGACCCAUGCUUUGAUGCAAUUGCAAGACAAGGUGAACAUGCCUGUGAUCUUUGGUCUAUUGACUUGUUUGACGGAAGAGCAAGCGCUUGCGAGAGCAGGGAUUGACGAAGCCAAGAGCAUGCACAACCACGGUGAAGAUUGGGGUGCUGCUGCCGUUGAAAUGAGCGUCAAAUACGGCCCACAUUGCGAUUUCUAG
This is a messenger RNA of Huiozyma naganishii CBS 8797, 513 nucleotides long. It is a transcript of the gene RIB4, whose product is annotated as lumazine synthase RIB4. The record is from RefSeq and is a predicted model, not a curated record. Gene Ontology annotation, molecular function: 6,7-dimethyl-8-ribityllumazine synthase activity. Lineage: Eukaryota; Fungi; Ascomycota; Saccharomycetes; Saccharomycetales; Saccharomycetaceae. The coding region runs from base 1 to 513 and encodes 170 amino acids. Gene Ontology annotation, cellular component: riboflavin synthase complex; intracellular anatomical structure; mitochondrial intermembrane space. Gene Ontology annotation, biological process: riboflavin biosynthetic process. The transcript has a single exon.